GGGAAGCCACGCCCACGCUCCAGGCGGGCCACGCCCCCUCCUCCAAGAAGUCGGCCGGGGACAAGUGGGCCACGCCUACUCCCACCUGCGCGAAAAAGCCACGCCCCUCACGUCGAGCCACGCCCCCCGCUGCCCUCCUCCUCCAAGCCGGCCGGGGAUGGGCAGGUCCUAGCGCCGCAAGUUUCACCCCACGAUGGUCAUUAGCAUUCCACAGAAGUUAAGUAAAUUGAAAACACACUCACUGCCACGGCACUGCGAAGGAAGGAAACUGCGCUCGCAACAUACGCUUUCUGCUGACACGGUCCGUCUGUCUAGCCUCCCCAUGCACAGAGCUGGUCCUCUUGACUGGUAGAUUGACUUGGGUUGAAUCCAUAACUGACCCACAGGGAAUUCCAGAGAGAUCGCUGGAGGAGAUCUUAGGGCAGACGACUCCCAGAGACGUUUUUAAAUUGCCCAUUGCAUCGCUGACGUUGGAGGACAUCUGUCACUCUGAUCCACUGCUGAAGUUUGCACUGAAUUGCACCGGAGAGAUCUCUGCCAUGGUUGCAUCAAGACCACUCACGGUUUGGAGUCUGCUGCUAGGGCUGAGUCUUCUUAUACCCACUCAGAGCAAGGAAGAGGAAUCACUGGGCAAUGCCACGGUGAGACCAACCCCAGAAGAUCGUGGAGAUCAGUCCCCAAACCCAGACUUUUGCGACUUCACAUUUCACAUCCCCUGGUCUGGGAGCUCUUGCACGCAGACUACCCAGGCAACCACCACACCAGCCUCUCAGGAAGAGCUGGACCAUCUCAAGAUCUUGUUGGAGGACCUUGGAGGCAACCUGAAGAGCCUUCAGGAGGCUGCAGUUCUGGAGGCCGGCCAGUCCAGGUACCAGGACAUCGUUUCCCAAGCCCUUCCUGAUGUGAGAGAGGCCAAUGGGGAGUUCCAUGAGAUUCUUGGGAAGUUCCUGCAGGAGCUGGAGGAACACAUUCAUGCAGAUGACCAUCUGCACGCAGAGGACGAGAAAAAGAAGUUAAACGAACACUUGCGGGGAAUGGACAGGAUGCUGCGUGUGACCAGUCACCUGGCCGACCAGCUGGACCAAGCAUCCCAGGACCUCCUGGUCAAGAUGACCAGCCUUUCGGAGAAACCAGCCAUCCGGGUGGAAGGAAGCGCCCUGAAGACAUCUUAGCUGCUCAUCCCGUUCUCUGUCCACAAAAGCAUUAAAAGAAAGGCCUCAGCAUUCAUUGUGCAA
This is a messenger RNA of Podarcis muralis (Common wall lizard), 1235 nucleotides long. RefSeq lists its product as uncharacterized. NCBI's taxonomy places the organism in Eukaryota, Metazoa, Chordata, Lepidosauria, Squamata, Lacertidae. The record is from RefSeq and is a predicted model, not a curated record.